Molecule: messenger RNA, 1197 nt
Organism: Meira miltonrushii
Lineage: Eukaryota; Fungi; Basidiomycota; Exobasidiomycetes; Exobasidiales; Brachybasidiaceae
Exons: 1
Coding region: 1-1197 (398 amino acids)
Molecular function (GO): 1-alkyl-2-acetylglycerophosphocholine esterase activity
Source: RefSeq, a predicted model, not a curated record
AUGUGGCCUCACUUUGUUUUCUUGGCCGCCGUUCUACUACUUUUGCAAACGCAACUUGCAGCAGCAGCGAAUCAAACAAACACCACAAACGAUGUCCUUUUGACUUCUCAGCUCGGUCCUUAUCCAGUCACUAUCAAUUCAUACGAAGUCAAAACCAAUCGAACAGAUCCACUUGCACCUACACAUCAGCUUCGUAACUUGGUGGUGACAGUCUAUCGUCCUGCAUCAAAAAACCUCACUUGUCCAACACAGGAUCAAGAUCGUAUACCAUAUGCACGCCCUGAAGUUCUGAAAGCUCUUCUUGGUCUGCUACCGUCAAGUGGAAAUUCAUCUUCGGCUGCAAAUGAAGAUACAGCCCUGCUACCAGCACUUGAACGAGUUCAGAUUGCUAAUUGCACUGCUUCAGAUCUUUCGGCUUCAUCGAAGAAUCCUAUUUUGCUGUUUGGUCCUGGCUUGAGAGCAACACAUGACGUUUACACAACGAUUACUAUGGCUUCUGCAUCUUUUGGAUAUACCGUUAUUGCAAUCGACCAUACAUACGAAUCAGCAGCUGUUGUAUUCCCGGAUGGUUCAGUCAACUAUACUAGUCCAACUACUUUUAAGCUUAUUCAAGAAGGUCACAAAGGAAUUGCAACCAUUCAAGAUAUCCGUACUGCCGAUGUUGCUUCCGUACUUGAUGCAAUGGAAAAAGGUCAGAUUCCCGGUUUGGAACGAGGAACAAAUGAAAAGCAGAUUGCAAUGUACGGACAUUCGCUUGGUGGAAGUACGGCAACAAAUGCUGCUUUGAUGGAUAAUCGAAUCAAAGCAUCAAUCAAUUUGGACGGUACUUUCUUUGGUGCGCCAAAUGAAACAAUAGUUCAUAAACCUUUACUGAUGGUAGGAUAUCCAACUGAUUGGCCAAACUUUUACGCUAAUCAUGAUGAUGGUUGGAAGACGUGGGUGCAAAUUAACAAUACAGAACAUUACAGUUACACCGAUUUACCGCUCAUUGCUGAUUUGUUGAAUUUGCGUGGGAAGGCUAUCCCUCUUUCAUUGACUGGAACGAUCAACAGUCAACGCUUACAAGCAAUCAUCAGUAGUUAUACAAACCACUUCUUUGAUUUUUUCCUUCGUGGAGAGAAGACUAACUUCUUUCAAGGACCAAGAGCGAAUUACCCAGAUGUUCAAUUCAUCGCACACAGUCAGCCAAAAGAUUAA